CAUCUUGGUACGUGUAUUCAACACUCCUGAUCAAAGCUUCGAAAACAAAUAAGAAGCAGCCUCUGGAAAGGUUCUUGGUUCAGUCUGACUCUGCUGAAUCCAAGGUGUCAUUUGUGCGCUUUGUCACUGCCGGUAUUGGAAAUAAACUUUGUACUUUUUCAUCACGUUCGAGAGACGUCCUUUUUUCCUUACAACUGGCGAGCCACCCAGCGAGGAAUUCCAAAAAAAAACCGGGGACACUAAGGCAGGGAUCAGAACAGAGACCAUUGCUGUGGUUUUUCUGGAUGGGAAGACGUCUGCAGCAACGCUGAUAUACUUACAAUUUGAAGCUAGAGGAACGUGGAGGGUGUUGAUAUGUGGUGCCACCAUCUCCUUCUCCUGACCACCCUGGGUGUGUCAGCCACCAACUCUGCAGGGCGGAUGAAUGCUCUCCAUGGGGCUUCAAUGUUUGCUGAUCUCACCCCCCGUGAGAUGAAGAAUGUGCGAGAUUACUUAAUGAACUGCAAGGAAUUGGGGCUUACCUUCGCCAAGAGCAAAGAGCUAAAAAAGAACAGCAUCCUGCUGAUGGAGCUGCACCUGCCCCGUAAACAUGAGGCCCUGCGGGUGCUGGACAGAGGCCAGGCUAGGCCUGAGCGUCAAGCUCGCGUGGUGGUUCAGUUUGGUAAUCAGUCGCUGCCCAACAUCACAGAGUAUAUCGUCUCACCCCUGCCCAUGCCUAACUCCUACAAGUCCAAGGCAAUCAAGGGUGGCCGUCGAAUCAAGUUUGAGUCACGGCCUAUAUCCUGGGCUGAGUACUUUCAUUUUAAUGCCUUCAUUGAAAAGGUCACAAUGAAGGCACACAAGGUCUUGCUGGACAGCACAGGUUUCACCUACUACAACUGCAGCAACCGCUGCCUGACUUUCUCGGAUAUAGCACCCCGAGGGCUUGCAUCGGGGGAGAGGAGGAGCUGGGUCAUACUGCAGAAGUCAGUGGAAGGGUAUUUCCUCCACCCUGUGGGCUUUGAGUUGCUCAUUAAUCACCAGAACCUUGACCCGGAGCAAUGGACAGUGGAGAAGGUGUGGUACAACGGGCAAUACUUCAACAGUGUGGAGGAACUGGUGGAAGGUUAUGAUAGCGGUACGAUCGAGAAGGCAAGGCUACCAGAGCACGAUGAUGACGACUUGUUCUCCACAUAUGUCCCCCGCGGCCACAGCAACACGCGCACAGAUUUACACGGGCCCAAGCUGGUGGAGCCACAGGGGCCGCGCUACCACGUGGAAAGGAACUUCGUGGAGUACGCUGGCUGGUCCUUCGCCUUCCGUGUCCGCUCGUCUGCCGGGCUUCAGAUCUUCGACCUGCGCUUCAAAGGGGAGAGGAUAGCCUACGAAGUCAGUCUGCAAGAGGCCAUUGCCUUCUAUUCAGGUGACACCCCUGCUGCUAUGCAAACCAAAUACAUAGAUGCUGGGUGGGCCAUGGGUACUUCUGACUAUGAGCUUGCCCCAGGCAUCGACUGUCCAGAAAUCGCCACCUUCUUGGACAUGUACCACUACUACGACACAGACAAGCCCAUGCACUAUAAGAAUGCUCUAUGCAUUUUCGAGAUGACUACAGCGAUGCCUCUCAGGAGACACUUCAACAGCAACUUCUCAGGUGGCUACAACUUCUAUGCAGGCCUGGAGAAUCAUGUCCUGGUGAUCCGGACAACGUCAACCGUGUACAACUACGACUACAUCUGGGACUUUCUUUUCUACCAGAAUGGUGUGAUGGAAUCACGGGUCAGUGCCACAGGCUACAUUCACGCAACCUUCUUCACACCCCAGGGGCUCCACUAUGGCACCAAGGUCUACAACUAUGUUUUGGGAAACCUCCACACGCACCUUAUUCACUAUAAAGUGGACCUGGACGUAGCUGGGCGGGAGAACAGCUUUGAGACCCUAGACCUGGGCUUCCAGGAAUUCACCAACCCAUGGAGCUCCAAUCACACCAUAAAGCAGUCUCGUCUCAUCCGCACGCCGCGGGAAACCGAGCGGAGUGCCGCCUUCCGCUUCGGCAAGAAGUUCCCCCGCUACCUGCACUUCCACAAUCCCAACCAACAGAACAAAUGGGGCCACAAGAAGGGGUACCGCAUCCAGUACAACUCCCACGCCGACAGUGUGCUACCUCGCGGCUGGAAGGAGGAGAACGGUAUCCCAUGGUCCAGGUACAAAUUGGCAGUAACACGUCACAAGGACAGUGAGACAACCAGCAGCAGCAUUUACACCCAAAAUGAUCCUUGGGAACCCUUGGUGUCCUUUGAGGACUACAUACGCAACAAUGAGAACAUUGUCAACGAGGAUCUGGUUGCCUGGGUAACGGUGGGCUUCCUACACAUCCCGCACUCUGAGGACAUCCCCAACACGGCCACGCCCGGGAAUUCGGUGGGCUUCUUCCUUCGCCCAUUCAACUUCUUUGAUGAGGACCCAUCUCUCUCCUCCAAGAGCACGGUCAUUGUUCGCCCGGGGAAGGACAGGAAGCCGGUGGUGCAGCGAUGGACACCUGAGGUGGUGGGCCACUGUGUUUCAAACAAGCCCUUUGUCUACGAUGGCACAUACUCCGGAGUCUGAAACAUGAAAGAUACUUUGGACCAUAGAUAUUUUUUCACUGCCUUGACCAAAUGAGCCUUGUAGCUGAACAGCAAAUAUUUCAAAUGAAAUGCAAUGAAUGUAAAUACAAGACAAUCUUUAUAUUUUUAGUUUUGUAGCAUCUAGAAUUGUACUGCAUUAAUGUCUGAAACAAUAUUCCAUAUGUUUGUUUUUUAGUUUGGUUUUUUUACUAUUUUGUAUUAAAUUUAAACUUUAAACUUUUAUUUACCACUAGUCAAAUGCUAAAUUCUGUUUCAUGAUACAUGCUUCAUUAAAUGUGAUGGUUUCUAUUUUACACUGGUAAUUUUUAGCUUGGCAUAUUAUUCAAUUAUGUACUUUUCAGAGCAUACGUGCGUUAUACACGUUCUCCAUGAACUUCUGAUUGAAAACCAAAUUACAUUGUAGACAUGCUGCAGCUCAUGAGUUUAUUCUUUUUUCACAAGCAUAUAUUAUCCUGCUUUUGAUAUUUUCCUCAAUGUAGCCAUGCAAAAAUAUUCCCAACACAUUUGCAUUUUCCUAAACAUGCAAGUGAUGUAUUCAAAUAACUGUGAAUUUCGAGACAAUUCAGUGGCUCACUUUUCAGAACUGUCAAAACAGGAAGGGAUGUUAAUAAAAGACUCACUGAGUUGUUUUUCUUCACAA
Messenger RNA from Anguilla anguilla (European eel), 3243 nucleotides. It is a transcript of the gene aoc1, whose product is annotated as amine oxidase copper containing 1. Lineage: Eukaryota; Metazoa; Chordata; Actinopteri; Anguilliformes; Anguillidae. Gene Ontology annotation, biological process: response to antibiotic; amine metabolic process. Bases 355 to 2583 code for a protein of 742 amino acids. Gene Ontology annotation, cellular component: plasma membrane. The record is from RefSeq and is a predicted model, not a curated record. The transcript has 6 exons. Gene Ontology annotation, molecular function: copper ion binding; diamine oxidase activity; primary methylamine oxidase activity.